CGGCGUAAAUGUUAUAGCUAAUAUUGUAAAGGAAAGUUAUUGAUAUUACGACUUAGGCGAAUAGGGGUAAUGUUUAGGGAUUAGAUUGGAAAGUACGCUCAUCCUUCAACCUAUCCUAAUCUGUAAAUAACUAUAAUAUGUACUUUUCUUCAAUUCAAUCAGCAGUAAUUUCCUAUAAACACUAAUAUAUAUACAUUUAUAAACUGCACAUACGAAAUAUAUGAACUGCUACGUUCAAUAUCUAUUGUAUGUUACUAAGGGUAACUAGCCUGGUUAAUGGCCUCACACAGCUAUUUUCACUGUUAAAGUAUAUUAAUAGAAUCUAAAUUUUGUUGUUUUUCCACAGUUGAUACAUUAUUAUAUAAUACAAAUGAUGGAAAAUGAUAUUGCGUAUUGUAAAUUGUAUAGAAUGGUUUAAGAAUAUAAGCAAUUAAAAAAAAAUACAUCGAAACCAUAUUUUUAUAGAUUCUGCUGAAGCAAUUUAUCUUGUUUUUUUAUUGUAAUUACUCCUUUCUUGGAUUAAAGUCAGUGUUUUUUGGAAUACCUUAAAAACCAUACUAUAAAUAUAAGAAUGGAUGCAUCAGAAGGUCCUGCUCCUCCUACUACCGAUAAAUUGGAGGCUGAAGGUAUUGAAUCGGCAAAAGAAGAUUCAAAUCAGGAAAAGGAAAUUGUUCCUGAGGAAGCGAACAAACCUUCCAAAGAAGAUUCAAAUCAGAAAAAGGAAAUUGUUCCUGAGGAAGCGAACAAACCUUCCGAAGAAGAUUCAAAUCAGAAAAAGGAAACUGUUCCUGAGGAAGCGAACAAACCUUCCGAAGAAGAUGAAGGUGCAAAUACACAACAAUCUGUUGAAGAAAAGGAAAGUAACAAACCGACUGAAGAAGGUGAAAAUGUAAUACUUGCUACUCCCGAAGAAGCAGUAAAAAAAGAUAAAACGAAAUCAAAAGGGAUUAAACAACACGGUGUUCUUAAAACACGAAUUACACCACAAAAAUUUUCGACACUUCCUUCGAAACAACCAGAGGAGUUUGCAGCAGCAGAAAUAACUGAUAGUUUGCUAACAAACCCUGUUAUAUUUUCGUCAUCGAAAGUGUGUAUUCACGCAAUUUUAAGCGAAAAUCCACAUAAUUUGCUUAGAACUACUUCACUAUUGAGGAUGAGUUUUACCACAGUCAACGUGACGAAUCUUUCAACUAUAAACGAUUUAUUCUUCUAUUAUGCACUCCCAAACGAUGAAGAAUCACAAGCAAAUACGAAAUUAACUGAACUUAAACUACAUGGCUGUAGUUCAUUAACUGAUUGGGCUAUUUAUUGGAUAGUGAAGAAUAAUUCAAAAAUGUUGAUAGCAAAUAUUCACCUUUCAAACUGCGAAAAGCUAGCUUCCUGGACCCUUUUCGAACUUAGUUCCAUAAUGAGAAGUCCUUCGACUUGGAGUAAAAACAAGUAUCUGAAUUUAGAUGCUGUAGCUAUUCCCAGUCGAGAAAUGCUAAAAUUUACCGUAAAUAUGAGAUCUCUUGACCCAUAUGUUGAUCCUCUGGAAUUAGUUACAAUAAAAAGCGAAACGAAACGAUACGAUCUUACUGCUUCUCACAAAAAACGAUCUGUGAGGGAGAAAAAAAUUGUCAUUGUACACUUUAGAUCAAUGUAUGAAGGACCGUUUGAGGAAAGAAAAUGGCCUAGAUUUGACCUAAAACAUUAUCUUUUGAAGUCUGAAAUUAAAUUUCAAGAUUUCGAUUCAUUUCGCUCUUUCGAAAUAGACUCGGCCAUUUAUUACGAAUGUUCCGAGGAAUUCCUACCUCUAAUAUCUACUGAUAAAUGUUUGAUAAUAGUACCGAUAUGUAAAAAUUUUGAUCAGAACAGAAUUAUCGAUGCUUGUAGCAAUAUCGUAGAAUAUAUGAUAACCAAAAAAUUACUUCCGCGACAUUUCCCCUUGAUUAAUUUCUGGGAGGUUCUAGAAAAAAGUAAUAUACCUACCGCAGUCCUUGUUGAAGAACAGGUGAAAGAAAAUAGUGAUGCAGAGUUAAGUGAUGAUUCUAGUAAUGAAGAAGAACUACAAAUUGAUCGCAAUGCACCAAAAAAAGUUAAUUCAAUAUCAGAGAAGUUAAAAGGAAGAAGAGAGGAAAUGCAAAACGUAAUACGGCGGAUAACAUUAGAUCAUUUGGCAAAUAUGGAUUUCAAAGAUCAACGUAAUUUACAUAAUUAUUUGGCUCUGUCUGAGGUUUUAAGCCAAAAUGAGCUUUAUUCCUACUCAAAUCUUCAGCCUCAGUUGAUAAAUUUUCAAAAGGACUUAAGUUCUUCAAAGUCAUUAUCAACAGUGAUUUCCAAUUUGGCGGUUAAUUUAACUUCUUCUAGAGGAUAUCUCAAGACUACAUGCCCUAAUGUUGAGUCGUUACGAGAUAAACUUGCGAAGAUGACAAAGACAAAGAGUGAGUUUAUUUCACUAGACGAAAUUGUUAAAACUAUUCCAGUUGAUUCAUUUGGCCAAGACGCACCUGCUAUUAAUUCAAGGAGGAUUAUCCGUCGAGAUAUCCUAGAUUUUAGAUUUCAGUAUAAUGAAAUAGCUUUGGAUAAUACAUACAGUACAGAUAUUGCUAUGGCGAUGUAUCGGUUUCCCUACUUCAAGGCUGUGCAAUUUCUCGACAAGAUCGGUCUCAUUUUGCUCGUAAAGUCACUUUUCUAUGAAGAUUAUCACAUUGUCUGCCGACAGUGGUUGUCGAAAGUUCUCGAAACCCUUAAAGCAAACUCCAAGCCAUGUCAAGAUGAUCUUAAAGGAGAGUAUUACUUCUUAACAAAGGAUACUCCAAUUUGUACGAAUAUGACAAAAGCGUUUGCUGAAAGCAGUCAUCUAUUGACUAGGAAAGAAAUUAAUUUGAAUAAGAAUAUUUUUUGUCAAUUGGGAUUAGUAUUAGAUUUAUCUCCAAAUUGCUGUGUCCUUUCAAACGAUUUACCCGAACCGGAAGCUGCGUAUGAAAAUUGCAAAAAUUUAAAGGAAGCUACCUCAGUCAUUCUGAACUAUCAUAUUUGCAGUCAACUUUAUACAGAUGAACUACACAGAUUAUUGUUGUACUUGGUUACCUCAGUGUACAAAAUUGGGCAUCCAUUUGGUUACCUGGUUCAGCUCAGAAAGGGAAGAAUUGUUCUUCAUGAUGGUCCAGUAGAAACUUGCAUUUCUUUUGAGGGAAAUUCUGAUGUAGAAGUAAUAUGUUCUACUCUUGACUUCCCAGAGGCGCCAUCAUUAAUAGCUGGCUUUUUAUUUGAAAUAGCAACAAUUAUUGAAUUUGCAUUUUACAGGUCGUCAAUAUAUUACAAGAGAACACUAGAUAGUCCAUGGGGCAGCGAACUAAACUAUGAUGAUGAGAAGAACUUAUCGUUUUUUAAUAACUUUAAAGUAUUUUAUACAUCGUUUAAAGAUGUAAGAGAAGAGAAUUCAUUAAGAACGCAUUUAAUUUGGAAAAUGUGUAAGGAACUUAAUCCAUCUUCUAUGGAUGAUAUAUACUUUACUGAUGAAGAAAAUUCAAAGUUUACUUUGAGAACAAUGAAUAUUAAUCCCAACAAAGAUUAUAAAAUAAAGAAAUACUUUUGUAAAACAUUAAUGGAUCCGCUAUUUUUCCAUACAUUCAAAAUAAGACCAAUAACUGUUAAACACAGUAUACUUCUAAUAUCAGAAAUGAAUACGGUACAGUUUCUAUUCGACACUGUAAAUCAUGGAUACGAAAUAUCUUGGAAGAAUAAUCGAGAAAGAAUACAAAGGAAAAUGUAUUAUGCCGAAUUAUCAUUUUUAAAGAUUCAAUUAUUAUAUAAACAUCAUCCGAAAAAUCAUUUCCACGUGAAUAGUGACGAAAUUGAAAUGAAAAUUUCUCUUGAUAAUGUAGUUACUGAUUGUAUAGACGUUCCUAAAGAUUAUUAUCAAUUGAUUAUACAAACUAGAGAGGAUUUGGCUGCGAAUAGCGAUAUAGAUUUUACUUUUGCUCCAAAGAUUAACUACGAAUUAGCCCCAAAUAAAAUUGCGGUUGGACAAAAGUUUCAAGUAAUGGCUGAGAAAGAAGAUAAAUCUAUUAAGGCUACUAUUGCUACGAUAUGUGAUAUCUGUUAUGAUAAAAAAGAGCUUAAAAUAAGCCAUUGUUGGCUUAAAGAACAAUUCAAAUGGGUAGAUUUAAAAUCACUGUCGUUGCUGAUAUUAAAAGAAUACUGCAAAAAUAUCUUUAUAGAUACUACUGAUAGAGAACUUGAUUGGGAAGAGUUCAUCAAGUGUAUGGCGUUCGAACAAAUUCCUAAAGAAGUUAUUAAGAAAUUAAGUGAACCGGAUAUAAACAAACGAUUUACCGAGUUGGUUGCGCAACCUUAUUCAGAAAAUAAAAAUCUAGCUAGGGACUUCAUUGAGAAAAAGGGGCGUCUUUCUCGAAGUAUUAAAGAUUUAAUAACAGUAGCUCAAUAUCCAAUUGGUUUUCUAAUGAGGAAUGAACUGAGAGAUACAUGUUUACCCUUUCUAUCGGAUAUAAUAAAAAGUAAAACGCUAAUACCGUAUGCCUUCUGCUACGAAUCAGAGGACAAUAAUCAUCGUACCAAGCAUAUCAUUAAAAGUGCAGGUCAGACUCAAGAAUAUAGUCCCCAAAUGGAAAAUUUAUCGUUUAUAGUGUUUUCUAAUUGGAAGUUUGAAGAUCAUGAAAUGAGAGAUUGUACUUGUGAAAUGGCUCAGCUAUUAUUCUAUUUUUCAUUUUUGAUUAUAAAAUGUUUAUCUACAACAAAGAAAAUUGAUAAGUCUGAAGAAUCCCCAAGUGAAAAAUGGAGAAAAUGCUUUUCCUAUUUCUCAAACGAACGAAAAUACAUAAAGAUAGGUGAACGAAAGAUAAUUUGUAAUUUUCAUCAUUCUUUAAAUCAGAAAGUUGUGGAUAUACCAAAGGAAGAGUUAACUACGUUUGUUAAUAGCUCAAUAACAGCGUUAAAAUUGCAUGGUAUCGAUAUAGAAGAUAUACCACAAGAGCUAAUUUCAUUAGCACCAACAAUUUCACACUUAGAAGUGACAGAGUGCUCUGCUUUAAAAGCAUUUCCAAUGAUAAUUUGUGCAUUUAAGCGAUUAACAUAUUUAAAUUUAUCUUCCCUACCUAUAAAUUCUCUGCCCGACGAAUUGGCUGAACUAAAUAAUUUAGAGGUCUUAAUUAUAUCAUAUAACGUUUUUAGUAUAUUUCCAUUGGUCAUCUUUCGUCUAUCAAAUCUGAUUACACUCAAAUUUAACGCUUUUGGUUAUAUGCCGGAUAGAAUCAAUAAAUCAAUCUUGACGGAUGAUGUUAGACAAUUAGCACAUCAACAUUGGAAGCAUCUUAACAAGUUCAAUUUGGAUAAUAAUGCUUUGGAGGAAUUGAUUAAAGAAACCGCUUUACAGAAUAGUAACUCAUGGACAACGGAAGAGAUGGAGCUGUUUUGCUCUGGAUUAUAUUCUAAAUUACCCAGAAUUUCAAAUUUAAAAUUUAAUAUGUGUAAAGACAAUACGAUUUGUCAAAGCUUAACUGUUUUGGAAUUGCAAUAUCAAAGUUUUCAAGUCUUGGACAGCAGUAUUAAAUAUUUGGUUUCCUUGAAAAUCUUAGAUCUAUCCAAUAAUUUUGUUCUUGAGGAGGUUAGCGCCGAAAUUUGCCAUCUUCCAAUAGAAAUCUUGCGAUUGAAGAAUUGCCCUGCACUAAAAACACCUCCAAGAGAAAUUGUAGUAAAAGGUCUAAAAUUUAUUCAGGGUUAUAUGAGAAGACUAUUACAAGGUUCAACUCAAUGUAGAAGAACAAAAUUAAUGUUGGUAGGUUUGGGAGGUGCGGGGAAAACCAGCCUUAUCAAUAGAAUGAUGAAAGAGAAAUCUGAUGACGAUCGUCAUGAUACUAUAAAUACAACAGUUACUGAUGGAAUUACAAUAAAGAAGUGGCUUGUUCAAUCAGUUGAAUAUUCAAUUUGGGAUUUUGCCGGACAAACAGUUUAUUAUAACACCCAUCAAUUUUUCCUUUCGAAUAGAGCUGUUUAUUUUCUCCUAUGGAAUUGUCGGCUAGGCCAUGAGCACGCUGGUCUUGAAUUUUGGUUAAGUUCUAUUGAAUGUCAUGCUCCGAAAGCUCCAAUUUUUGUUGUGGGCUCUCAUAUAGACGAAGUUGAGAAAGCUGAAUUAACUAUCCAUCAUCUUCAAAGACGAUAUCCUCAAAUCAAAGGAUUCCAUUACGUUUCAUCAAAAACAGGUCAAGGUGUGAAUACACUUGUUGAUAAUAUGGUUGAAGUUACACUACAACAGCAAUACAUGAAUGAAAAGAUACCUAAAAUUUGGUUGGAUUUUGAGAAUAAAAUCAUUGAAUACAGAGUCUUUACCAGUCUUCUCUCGUUGGAAGAAGUUAUUGGUUUUGGGGCAAUGUUUGGAUUUAAUGAUAAAUUUGAGACGUUUCAAGCGAUUCGUUUGUUACACGAGUUGGGAACCCUACAACAUUUUGAAAAUGAAUUUCUAAAGGAUAAAGUAGUCAUCAAUCCUCAAUGGAUUGUCGAUGUGAUGGCUUGCGUCAUUUCCGUUCAUGAUAAUGCCGUAAAAAAUGGAAAACUGUUGCAUUGUGACCUAAAUAAAGUAUGGCCUACCAAUAUUUAUCCAUCCGAACUGCACUAUUGGCUUAUUAGAUUAACGGAAGAAUUUGAUUUAUCAUUUCCCUUAAAAUCAGGAUCGGCUAAUUUAAUUCCUUGUCUCCUUCCAUCAAUUGAUACUGAAACUUUCUGGGAAGGAGAUACCUUGGGCGAACAAGAAGUUCAAACGAAAAUGAUUUACAAUUUCGAUUAUCUUCCAUCCGGACUUUUUAAUAGAGCUCAAGUAAGGCUCCAUCAAUACAGUGAUGAAUUGAAACUAUGGAAAGACGGCUCUCUUCUAAGGAAAAAUAUCCAUAGAGGAUUUAUUAAAAAAACAGACAAAUCAACGGUUUUGGUUGAAGUUCGAGGACCACGACCAGAGAAUAUUUUGUUUAUGGUUCACGAAGUAUUCGAAAACCUAAUUGCAGAAUCUUUUGUCGGAGUAAAAUACGAUUAUCACGUUCCUUGUAGUGAAUGCGUACGUCACGGAUUAUCCGAACCAUCUAUGCUACCGUCUACGAGAAUUCGAAGAGCCUUAGAUUUCAAGAUACCAUUUAUGCAAUGUUAUGAUAAUUUUCAUACCUUAUCCUUAAAUCAACUACAAAAUAUGUUACCUCCAGAAAAUAAUGAAGAUUUUGACUCUCAACUACAAAGCUCAUUAAGAGAUCUUAAAAAGAUGAAAUCAUCUAUUAAAAAUAAUCUUGCUAUUCUUUAUUGUUUGGAAGAUUAUAAAACUACUGCCGAAUCUGGAGAUAUUGUAACUCCGGAGAUGAUACAAGAAAAUUUGGAAGAUACCGAAGUGUCUGUAUCGAGCUACAACGAAGAAUCAGAAAAUCAAGUUGAAGAGACGAUUAUGUCGUUAAAACAAUCGGAUACUAUUAUGGUUUUCAUGACUCAUAAAUUUGUCUGUAAUGAAACUUGUAAACAGCUUUUCCUUUACGCAAAGAAACAAUUUGAUGCUAAGAUACGAUUAGUCUUAAUUGAUAACAAUGAAAAUUGGAAAAAGGAUCCCGAUAUUGGAAUUUUGUGCUCUGAUGCUGUUGUUAUUUUUAUCGACUUGAAUCAAUUUUUUACGAUCUCUUCUUGUAUUUUCAGGUUUAUGUUAAUAUGAAAGAGUUUAAGAAUUUUGAUACAAAAAUGAAAGAUUUGAGGAAAUCUAUUUGUAAAGAAUACGAUUGCGAAAAAAGGCAGGCUCAACCUCAUUGUUUCAUCAGCUACUCGUGGAGCAACUCUAGACAGGCUGUAAAAAAAGGAACGAAAUUGAUAGAAUCCGCUCUUGGCAGGAUUGAUCCCAGGGAUUUAAAAACAAAACUCGAAGAAGCCGGAAUUAGAUGUUGGAUGGAUAUUGAACAAGUUGGUCAAGCUGGUCUUUAUCAGGAUAUUGCGGAAGGUCUCAAAAUGGCUAAAGUUGUGAUUGCAUGCGUAUCGGAAGAGUACGUCACAUCGAAAAACUGCAUUAUGGAAUUUCGUUUUGCAGCUCUAACUUUACGUUUACCAGUUAUUAUCGUUAUUGUUGGAAGUGGUUUGGGAUGGAUUAAAUCUGAAGUCGGGAUGCUUGGAUUAGAUUAUCCUAAAUUCGAUAUGAUUUCUUUGGAAGAAGAUACUAAAAAGAUAAUUGAAUUGAUUAAGGGUUACAUAGAGAACAAAGAAGAUAAACCAAAGAAAUCAUCAUCCAAUAACACUAUAUCAAAAAAGAAAGAAUUUAGUGAACUAUUAGAACUGACUGAAAGGAAGUUUGUUAGAUAUUUAUCCUCUUUUGACAAAGUCUUCUGUCAGGGAAAACUACCUCGUCUACCAGUAAUUGACUUUUUAAAAAGGAAUUCAAACGACUCAAAGGACAAUGACAUAGUGGGAUAUUGUUUCUUUUUCUUGUGCGAAUACGAUGAGGGAUGGCACAUUCCACCGGAAAACAAUAAAAUUGAAUGGGUUAUCGACUGGCAAAGUAACGAAGUUGAUGAUACGUUUAGAAAAUGGUGUGGUUACCUUGCCAAAUUGUAUUUAAUAUUGAAACAAACAGCAAUUCCUCUACUCAUUCUCAAUACGCAAGAGGGAGACGCUAUGGUUGGUAAAGCGUUGAAUUACGCCAAAUCCGUAUUCGAAGAGAAUAAAGAGCUGGACGUUGAGAGCUGCUAUAAUUCGUUAUUAACGUCUAUAAAUAAUAUGGAGGCAAAAAAUCAGCCUAAAAGAACUGCGGUUGAACCUCUUUCUAAAUGUCAAAUGACUAAUGGAAAAUUAGCCUGGCUUUGUAAUAUACAUCAGAAACAACUACGUGUAAAUUUGAUAGAUAACAAAGAAGUUAUUCAAGAACAAACUCCCAUUCAGACAAAAGAUGAACAAUUUUCAAUUGGUAUACUAGAUAAAAUAAAAGAUAGGAGAAAAAGCGUUGAAAUCCGUGGAAAAUUUAAAGGAGCCGAAAUAGCAGUUGAAGGCGCCAACUAUUUAGAGAAAAGAAACGAAAAGAAAUUGGAAUCAAGAGGGAAUACUGAUUCUAAUCAAUCCAUCGAAACUCCUAAGAAGAUGAUGGUUCAGGAGCUUUUGUCCGGUAAUCGAAAGACGAAAAGUCGGGCAUGCCUAAUAAUGUAAUUCUGUCUAGUUUACCAUCAAUAAAUAACUCAUACAAAUUACUCUUUUAAUGUAAUCACAAAUGAUUGCAUGGAUACGACAAACAACCAUCACAUAGAAAUAUCUACAAUACUUGCAAUACUUAGAGAAUAAGGCACUCUAAUUAGUGUUUAUUUCUUUAAUGACACAAAUUUUAUUGUUAUGAAUUUCUUUGAAAUACAAAAAGAUACAUAUUA
Dimorphilus gyrociliatus is the source of this 9368-nucleotide messenger RNA. The record is from the annotation of a GenBank genome assembly. NCBI's taxonomy places the organism in Eukaryota, Metazoa, Annelida, Polychaeta, Dinophilidae.